This is a messenger RNA of Oryza brachyantha (malo sina), 2294 nucleotides long. Its product is annotated as fructokinase-like 1, chloroplastic. The record is from RefSeq and is a predicted model, not a curated record. Gene Ontology annotation, biological process: plastid transcription; chloroplast organization. NCBI's taxonomy places the organism in Eukaryota, Viridiplantae, Streptophyta, Magnoliopsida, Poales, Poaceae. Gene Ontology annotation, cellular component: chloroplast nucleoid. The transcript has 3 exons. The coding region runs from base 65 to 1642 and encodes 525 amino acids.
GAACACCUUCGUCUUGCUGUUCCUCCCCUUCUCUGCGACUCUGCCCACCGACGGAGGGCCGGCUAUGGCCAUGGCGGCCUCCCCAUUCCUCUUCCUCCCACCUCUAUUCCCCAAGCCCGCCAUCCUCGCCGCACCCAUCCACUGCAGUAUCCUCCGAGGCCGCCAUAUUCGCUGCUCCCCCAACGGCGCCGCCGUACCGGAAUCCCCAGAACCCGCCCCGCGCCGCGGGCGCAGGAAGUCCCCAUCCCCGUCGCCGGGGAAGGCGAAGGCGACGAGGCGCAGGACCAAGAAGGAUACACAAGAUUCUGAUUCGGAGGGCGAGGAGGAGCUGCCGAAGCGGGCGGGCCGUCGGACUAGGAAAUCGAAGCAAGGGGCCAAGGAGGAGGAGGAGGAGGUCCGGGCCGGGAGCCCCGGAAAGGGGGAUACGAAUAGUGAGGCCUCGGAUGGGGAGGCCGAGGCGGUAGUGAGCGAUUCCGAAGACGGGGAGGAUUUGCCGUACGACUGGCCGCCGCUGGUGUGCUGCUUCGGGGCGCCGCGGUGGGAGUUCGUCCCGACGGUGCGGGUGUCGGACCGGCAGAUGCACCCUGACAUAUACUCCACGUGGCUGCAUCUGCAGUGGGAGCCUCCGGAGUUCGCGCGCGCGCCGGGGAGCGCGGCGAGCAACGUGGCCAUUGCUCUCACCCGGCUCGGCGGCCGCGCCGCGGUGCUCGGCAAGGUCGGUGACGAUGACUUCGGCCGCGAGCUUGUGUACCGUAUGAACUCCGAGCGUGUGCAGACACGGGCCAUCAGGUUCGACGACGACGCGGCCACGGCCACUGCGCGCAUGAAAGUCGUGUUCCGGGACCGUGGGGACGGCAGCGGCGGAACGAAACUUGUGGCCGAGACGGUGAAGAGUUCUGCCGAGGAUUCCCUCAGCAAGGCCGAGAUCAAUGUGGAUGUUUUGAAAGAGGCUAGAGUGUUUCAUUUCAACUCAGAGGUCCUAUUAACUCCCUCAAUGCAAAGCACACUCUUCAGAGCAAUUGAGCUGUCCAAGAAAUUCGGAAGUAAAAUAUUCUUUGAUCUCAACUUGCCAUUACCCUUGUGGAGGUCAAGGGAUGAAACAAAGGAAUUGAUAAACAAGGCAUGGAAUGAGGCUGAUAUUAUAGAGGUGUCAAGGGAUGAGCUGGAAUUCCUCCUUGAUCAUGAGUACUAUCAAUAUAAGCGUGACAAUCCACCUCAGUAUUAUCUGGAUGGUUUUCAUCUAACGAGGAACUGGCCACAGUACUACCAUUACACCCCAGAAGAAAUUGCUCCCAUUUGGCAUGAUGGGAUAAAACUCUUGCUUGUGACCUAUGGAACACUUAGAAUCCACUACUACACACCCAAAUUUCAUGGCUGUGUGAUUGGGACGGAGGAUGCACUCAUAACUCCAUACACAACUGACCGGACAGGUUCUGGAGAUGCUGUUGUUGCUGCUGCUAUUAGAAAGUUGACAACCUGUCCUGAGAUGUACGAGGACCAGGAUACAUUGGAGAGGAAUCUGAGAUUCGCUGUUGCUGCUGGAAUCAUUUCACAAUGGACAAUUGGUGCUGUGCGAGGAUUCCCUACUGAGAGUGCUACCCAGAACUUGAAGGAGCAAGUAUAUGUGCCUUCUAUGUGGUGACCAGCAAACUGGUAAAUUUGUGAUGCAAAAAGAAAACAAGAUUCAUGAUACAAAUGCAUUUCAUGAGCGGUGCAACAGAGGUGGUCAAGGAAAACCUUUACCAAUACAACUAACAGGAUAUUCAGGUCUACAGAAAAUGCUUUUAACUCGCGGGAAACAGGUGAUAUCUCAUGCUUCAUCAAAGAAAUCCUUUUCCUAGUGUUAUAGUCACAGAAGCAUUAUUCUAGCAGUUAGUGAGGAUAUAAUUGAUUGAUGUGAAUUUCCCACUUCCUUUUCUCACCCUACCUUGUCAAGGGCAUGGGAUUGGGAAUGCGAUAGUCAGAUUUUUCCUUCCUAUAACUGAAUGUAGAGAUUUGGAUACUCAGGAAACACUAGGAACGCAUUUUUUUUUUCUUUUUCAUUUGCAAGAUUUCGUCCGUCUGUUAGUUAUUUGUGUCUUGAGCCUCUGUUGCAACUUGGCGAUGGUUUCAUUGCUGAAACUUGAAAGGCGCUUUCUCCAGUGCCGUUUGAUCAUUGUGGCCCUAGCAUGAUAUUAGUGUUGUAGCGCUAACAAGCCCAUACCAAAUUACCAAUCAUGCAAUGUUCCGGUGGCUAUGGUGCUUCAACAUGAGUUUCUUGAAAUAUUGUACUAGCAAAUCCCAGCUUUGAGAAC